Mugil cephalus (flathead mullet) is the source of this 2800-nucleotide messenger RNA. RefSeq names its product BTG3 associated nuclear protein. Gene Ontology annotation, biological process: protein localization to nucleus; negative regulation of protein catabolic process. Gene Ontology annotation, molecular function: DNA binding. NCBI's taxonomy places the organism in Eukaryota, Metazoa, Chordata, Actinopteri, Mugiliformes, Mugilidae. The record is from RefSeq and is a predicted model, not a curated record. The transcript is spliced from 13 exons. Bases 379 to 1842 code for a protein of 487 amino acids.
CUGAAGAGGUGGUGACUGGCAGCAGCAAACGGUGCCUGAGCUCCCCUCGAUGUGUCAGGAGGAUCCCUCUAUGCGAGCAACGCCACGCGAAGGCGAGGGGGGCUCAUCUCUCGCGAGGAACAACGCCGUUAUCGGAAUCGCUACAAACAACACGAGAAUUCAUCAUUCACACGCUGUGAACAAUGUCUGAACAAGACUUGGAUGAAAUUGUUCAAAUAACAGUGGAGGACUUCAACCAGGAAGACCAUACAGAUGUUCAGUAUUCGUGCCACGGAUUGGACCAGGAACACACCUUCAACCUGGACAUCCCAAAGUGAAAUCUAACCCGAAGGCUGUCGUGUGUUUUGAGGGUGUCUUUGUAUUUGAUUCACAUCAGACAUGCUGGACAAUCAUGAAGACGAUGAAGAAAGGCCUCAGAAGAAAAAGAGGAAAUUAAGCAGCAGCCAGGAGAAUAGCAACAGCAAUCAAGACAUAUCUUUUAUUAAGAACCUGCUGAUUUCAUUCACUGGCUCAAUCAGCCAGCGGCUGGAGGGAAUUGAGUUGAAGCUACAGUCUCUGGAUGCUACAUGCAAAGCUCUCGGGCGCAAACUAGACAGUAUGGUCUCCUGUUCGAAGAGUCCGAUCCAGAUUCCCAUGGUUGCAGGUUCACCUCAGGGGGCGACUCAAACGUGGAACAAAGUGCGAUGUGUUGUACCACAAACAAACGUGAUAGUGAGUGGUGAACACCCAAAGCCCCCAGCCCAGGAAGACACUCCACUAGAGAACCUACUCAACAACACGGUGGCCAGAAGGCGACAGAACACAAUCCUGGUAAAGGUGCCGGGUCCCGACGAGAGUCAGGAGGAACAGGAGAGCGGCUCAGAGGCCAGUGACACGGUUUCCAAUGGCGGCCAGUCGAGCAACGCACAAAAUGGACAAAAUGUCACACUCAUCACACUUAAUGCAGAAGAUGAUUAUCCAGAUGGCACCUGGUUGGGAGAUGAGAACAACCCAGAGAUGCGAGUUCGUUGUCCAGUGUCUGCGGCCGACAUGCUCCAUAUCGCCACGAACUGCCGCACAGCAGAGAAAAUGGCGCUGACGCUGUUGGAUUACCUGUUCCACCGGGAAGUCCAGGCCAUGUCAAACCUCUCCGGGCAGGGCAAACACGGAAAGAAGCAGCUCGACCCGCUCAUGAUCUAUGGCAUUCGCUGCCACUUGUUCCACAAAUUUGGCAUCAGCGAAUCAGACUGGUACCGCAUCAAACAAAGCAUCGACUCAAAGUGCCGGACCGCCUGGAGACGCAAGCAGCGCGGCCAGAGUCUGGCUGUCAAGAGCUUCUCCAAACGCACACCACGCAAAGGUGCAGAGGAUGGCCUGGCAGGAGAAACAGCCCACAUUGAGACUGCUACCCAGCAGACCUUGCACUACACGCUGGCCAAUCAGCAGGUUCAGUUCCAUCGUAUUGGUGAAGAUGGACAAGUUCAGGUGAUCCCACAGGGACAGUUGCAUAUUGCCCAAGUGCCCCAAGGAGAGGAGGUGCAGAUCACACAGGACAGUGAGGGAAACCUGCAGAUUCACCAGGUGCACGUUGGCCAGGACGGGCAGGUCCUGCGUGGAGCUCAGCUGAUAGCCGUCGCGUCGGCCGACGGUGGAGCCACGGCGGUGGAGGGCUCCCCCCUGCCCCCCGACAUCCAAGUGCAGUACGUCCAGCUAGCCCCCGUUGCAGAUCACACGGCUGCCGUGCAGGCUGCUGAGCUGGCCCCAGCCCUGCAGGCCGACAUGGAGGUGAAAGAGGCCAUCCAGGGUGCCAUCCACGGAGACAACGGCGAGGUCGUCCAGAUUGUCACCUCUGUGGCCACCUGAGGGGCCGUCUGGCUCGACGAAAAGACCUGCGAUCUGCACAAGAGCGCGGCCCCGACGAGCAUCGGCGGAACAUCAGAGGUCAACAAAUGCAUCGUCUGACAAGCAAACCAGCUAGAACGUCUCUCAGCAAAUACUGAAGGUCACAGAUGAAACAGAGGAAAGAACCGUUUUUCCUGUUUUUCCGUUUUCCCUCGCAUACUGCUCAACUCCUUGCCAACCAGAUGUCGAAAAUGUGGAAAUGUUCACAGAGGACUUGAAAAAGGCCGUGAUACUCAAAAAUCCACUGUGGUCCUUCUGGAGUUUUCAUCACCAGAAUGAGUUGACCCACCGCAGAAUACACAGUUGGAUUAUUAUCUAUCCAGGGAGGUUGCUGCUUAUGCAGACCAUCGUCCUGCCACUUCAUCAGCACAAAAUUUGUAUUUACAUCAACUUUGGAAAAUGGUGGAGUUAUUUGGACUUAAGCUGCUUGGCUAACCCCGAAGCCCCCGUGAGGGUUUGCAAAACUCCCCGCUUCCCACCUCAAACAACCAGCAAUGUGCUCCUUUUCUCGUCAUUUGUCACAGUGGACUCCAGCAGAAAGUAGAUUUGGCUGAGGAUGGCUACUCUUUGGUUGUGAUUAAUUUGAUUUCCUGUCACUUGCCAUAAUUCACUCCAUACUAUGUCCCCCGGCUGUGAGCCCGGCCUUCCUUUCCUGUGUUCAGCUUGUUUUCAUAUUGCCUCAGCCGCACAGCUUUGUUUGUUUGUUUGAUUUUUCUAAUUGUAACAUGCUGAAUUUUUUUUCGGGGUGGGGGGAUCUUUAACUUAAAAGACCAUGAAAUAGAAGAAACAGUGCCAGUCGUAGACGGUACAUGUCGCUCGUAGACUGUCGAGGAAACCCUGAAGUUUGUUUAUUUCCCCAGUUUUGUUCCUGUAACAGAUACAGUCAUGUCAAUAAAACAUGUUUGUGGUUGCCAUAAAA